GAAAGUACAUGAACAUUGAUAGGGCAAGUUCACCGUGACUUUGAAGGGCGUUUCAUCACGUCAUAAAAGGAGAAGCUUACUUGGAAUGUCGAUCAUCGUGUACUGAUAAAUUUGAAAUUUAGCUUGAUUUCUUUAAUCUAUACUAGUCUCAACAUGGUGAAUGGGCAGAAUAAAUGCUACAACUGUUUCGGGCUUGGUUCAACGAAUUCACUCCUAGCGCAGACAGCAAGCCAGUACCCCAUAUCGAGCUGUGCGGAUAUCGGACAACAAACGGAAACAAGUGAUUGUACUGGAAAAUGCUUCGUACAAAACUUCACCGUUAAUUACAACUUUCAACAAGCAAGUAUAUCAAGCAUGGACGUCGAGUACCUGAUUCUUGGCUGCGGUGGAAAGAAAUCAGCUGAUGGCUGUCAGGACUUUUCUCAGUUACCCAACUUUGAUGAAGUCAAAAGGCAGACAGAGAACGUAGUCGCAAAGCACGGAGGUCGGGUCACCAGCAUGCAGGGAGAAGCGUGUUUCUGCUCCGGGAAUCUCUGUAACUCGGCCACGUCCAACGCCAGAACGAGUGUCAGCUUGAUAACUCUCUGUUUGGCGACCUACUCGAUAGCGAAGAUGACGCUUUGGAACUAGAAACACAAGAUAUUCAAAGGCCGUUGCUGAAGUCGAAAAACACAUAGAACUUUUUGGCCAUUUUCUACAUUUUAAUUUUUUUUUAUUUGAUGGGGUGGGUAAGUGGCAUGGGAUUUUGAGGAAAUCAAUUUUUCCACAUUUGGCUCAAAAGGAAUGCUGUAAUAACCUC
Messenger RNA from Lytechinus variegatus (green sea urchin), 799 nucleotides. RefSeq lists its product as uncharacterized. The coding region runs from base 154 to 630 and encodes 158 amino acids. The transcript is spliced from 3 exons. The record is from RefSeq and is a predicted model, not a curated record. Lineage: Eukaryota; Metazoa; Echinodermata; Echinoidea; Temnopleuroida; Toxopneustidae.